Messenger RNA from Entrophospora candida, 310 nucleotides. The record is from the annotation of a GenBank genome assembly. NCBI's taxonomy places the organism in Eukaryota, Fungi, Glomeromycota, Glomeromycetes, Entrophosporales, Entrophosporaceae.
ACCAAAUGAGGAAACAGACCCUGUACUGGUCAAAAAUUAUAUUGACCUGGGUGCUUUGUAUGAUAAAAUAAAGGGUCAUGUAGAAGAAAGCACAGCUCCACUAAAACCCAAAGAGGUUUUUGAGCUAUUAAAGAUGAUAUAUGAGGGAGAAGAUCGCAAAAACAGUGAACAUUCACAAAAAGAACAAAUUGUUGUGAAUGUAGAGGAUAGUAAUAAUAAUCAUGAGGAAUUAAUGAACAUUGGGGACCAUGGAGUCCAUAUGAGAUGGAGGGAAAUGAAGGAGAUAAAAGCUUUAUAUGGAAUUGAAUAA